This is a messenger RNA of Oppiella nova, 1099 nucleotides long. The record is from the annotation of a GenBank genome assembly. NCBI's taxonomy places the organism in Eukaryota, Metazoa, Arthropoda, Arachnida, Sarcoptiformes, Oppiidae.
AGUGAAUAUCUCGUGAAUUAUAUCAUGAAAACAGUGUUAAUAUAAUAUCUGUAAUACUCUUAACGUUAUUGUCGUCGGUAUUGCUAAACAUAGGAGUGAGUCAUCGCUGAUGGGAUGCAUGAGAAGUGACUCCUAUUUGAGACACUAUUUGCUUAUAUCGGACACAAAAACACCAAUAUUUCAGUGCAUUUGCAGCGGUGUGUGGACUAAACCAUAGCCAUUGACUGUCACCACCAAUAUAUCCAAGCAAUAAAUCGUAGCACAUUUUGCUAUAUCACUACUCGUGUACCGUUUGUGCCGCCAAUCAAUCGGUUAUCACCACUGAUUGACUGCUAAUAGACUGUCUUAUCACCGGUGGUGCAGUGUAUGAGCCCCGGGAGGGAUGGCAUCGAUGUCUUUCCUGGAGUUUUUCCAUAAGGGAGGCAAAAAAACAUUUAGGCCCAAGAAGAAGUUUGAGCCUGGUACGCUCAGGUACAGCCUACACAAACAGGCCGUCGCUAGUCUGGGCUCCGGUAUUAAUCUGCGAGAUGUCGUCAAAUUACCGCCAGGCGAAGACCUAAUGGAUUGGAUAGCCGUACAUGUGGUGGACUUUUUCAACCGAAUAAACCUGAUAUACGGCACAGUAUGCGAUCACUGCACAGAAGAUACCUGUCCCCGGAUGAGCGGCGGACAUAAGUACGAGUACUUAUGGGCCGAUGGCGUCAAAUACAAAAAACCCGUACCCCUACCCGCGCCCCGAUAUAUCGCACUACUCAUGGACUGGAUUGAGUCGCAGAUCAAUAACGAGGCCAUCUUCCCCACCAAAAACGACAUCCCAUUCCCCAAACAGUUUAUCCCCACGUGUAAGAAGAUAUUGGCGCGACUGUUCCGGGUCUUUGUUCACGUCUAUAUCCACCACUUCGACCGGCUGUUGACCAUCGGUGCGGAAGCGCAUUGCAACACAUGUUACAAACAUUUCUAUUAUUUUGUUAAUCACUUCGAUCUCGUCAGUCAAAAGGAGUUUGAGCCACUCACUGAACUCACGAGAAGGAUAUGCGAAACAAAGCCAUCCAAUGAAUUGUCGUUUAAAUGAUUAUUAAUUAUGAAGUUAUGAAGCGAU